Pecten maximus is the source of this 4246-nucleotide messenger RNA. RefSeq names its product calcyphosin-2-like. Gene Ontology annotation, molecular function: calcium ion binding. Lineage: Eukaryota; Metazoa; Mollusca; Bivalvia; Pectinida; Pectinidae. Bases 148 to 2178 code for a protein of 676 amino acids. The transcript is spliced from 19 exons. The record is from RefSeq and is a predicted model, not a curated record.
GUUGUUUACUUCCGGUAAUGGACGACGAAAAAAGUUAAAGACGCCGACUGCAUAGAGACUGAAGAGAUUUCAGUAUUUGGCUGCAUAACAGGUUUGACUAUGAAGUGUAUUGAGAUGGAGUAAAGCUACAAGUUAAGAACUGAAACCAUGAAUUCUAUUUUGGGCGGAUCACCUGCUCCUGUCGCAUAUGAACGGAAUAUACCAGGGAGUGCAAGACGACCGUCCAGUGGCAGACCUCCCAGUGCUAAACCCAACACCUCACGCAACCCAAUCACAGGAGAGGUGCAUGAGAAUCGGCCCGUAUCAAGACAAGUAUCCAGACCAGAAAGUCGUCCACAAGGUGUUCCAGCUUUGAAUUUGAAUUGCUUCACAAGAGAUGCUGAGGUGACUCGUCCAAUUCGUGUGGAUGACUAUGCCUUAGACACACCAGGUUCUGCUGGCACUUCUGUUAGUUGGGGCACACCAUGUGGAACAGACAGAAGUGAGUUCAAGUCUGCCCGAGCACAGCAUCAGUACGAUUCCUGGGGGCGGGGUGAGGCAGCAUCUAGGGGGCAGGGCAAUGGGAGGAGCAGUCGACCUGAGGACGUCCCAGAACUUAAGCUGGGAGAAGAUCUACAACCAAGGUCAAAGGUCAAGACACCUAAACCUAAGACACCCAAAGAGCCAUCUGCCUGGGACAAAGUUCCACUUCCAGACGAGUUGCCUCCUCCCUCCGCCAAACACCAACAGAUGUAUAAACAGUACGAGAAUGAGAUGAAACACUCCUACAGGACUAAAGGUUACGUGACAGAGGAAGAUGUAGACAGAGAAGUUGCAGUGAUGAAACAUGCCCGUCCAGUAACGUAUGGUGAUGUACGAGAUGAGGUGGAUCGGGAGGAUUUAGGGGAUAGCGCCGACGAAGACGAUGUCAUUGAUUAUCAGUGGGCAAGUCAGAAAUCCUACUCCACGAAACAAAUCCUGAAGAAGAUGGAUGCGGAGGAGAUGCUGGAAUUCAACAAAAAGCAGAAGUUGAUUGAGACAGUCAUGGUAGAUCAGCUGUCAAGGGCUGUGAUCAGUGACCCAGAUCAGAACACCAGGAGUUCCAGCAGGAUGGCUGACACCCGUCGAGCUCGGGGGUCCAACAGGUCUUUACAUGACUCGAAAGUGAAAACCAAAAAUACAGCCACGGAAAAACUUUUGUCCCAGAGAAUUCGCUUUGGUGCUAGGGUGGUUACCAGGAAUGGGCAUGAUGCAAUGAGAGAACUGACUGGAUUUUACUUCAGCUCUGAUAAUACAUUAACGAUAUAUGAGUUCAGACAGUUUGGUAAAAGUGCAAAGGCUUUGCCAUUCAUCGUUCGAGGUAAAUACUGCCAUGUACACGGGCCACGGAAGGAUGAGCCGUAUACUUUAGCAGACAUUUCACAGGGUUCCACGCUAAUAAUCCCUUCUGAAGGCCAACACUCCUUACCAGACACACUGAAGAGACAGGAUCUGAUUUAUUUCACCCUGACAGACGUGGAGGAAGAGGACAAACAAAAUGCUCUUUUAAGUGAUGUUCGGCCUUCAGCAAGAAUGGAUGCCUAUGCUAAGCUCCAUAUACAGAACAAACAUGAGUACGAAGAUCGUAUCUUCUUGUCAACUCUCCAAGCUGAAGUGAGGAAAAAGCUGAAAAAGAGAGGUGUUAGGACGAUGACAGGCCUCGGGCGACACUACAGAAAGGUUGACAAGAGGGGUACAGGAGUACUCUACAAGUACGAACUAGAAGAGGGCAUCAUCAAGUUCCGUAUAGACCUUACACCUGAUCAACUUGAUGGCGUGUUCGAGAUUUUGGAUCCAGAGGAGCGAGGAGAGCUCGACUAUACAGUUUAUAUCCAUGGUGUAAUCGGCACAAUGAACGAGUAUCGCAAGGCCCUUGUCAGGAAGGCUUUUAGGAAAAUUGAUGCAGGUAAAAGAGGUAGGAUCACUCUAAAUGAGAUCAAGAAAUUUUUCAACUCAAGUUUCCGGCCACAUCUACACCCAGCAAUCUCGGGUGAUCCAUCUAAAAGUGCACUUCAUGCCUUCAUUGAAAAUGUACAGGAGAGUUCAAGCCAGGAGGAAGUCACCUACGAGGAAUUUGAGGAUUACUACGAAGGUCUCAGUAUAGCUGUGGAUAGUGAUGAUGACUUCGCCAACAUUCUCCGCAACACAUGGAGUAUAUAAACUGUCACUGGAAAUUAAGAUUUAAGAUAUUGCAUAUGUUUAUUCGGCGAGAUCGUAAUCAUAUUUUCUUUCAUCUUGUGUAGAUUUUGCUUUUAAAUGUUGGUAACAUUAACAAUCGUUAAGAGAUGUUUAGCCACAACAUUACCAGAGCAUCUUUAACUGAUGACAUUAGAUAUAAGAUUAUUUUUCACUGGAGACAAUUUAGAUGUACCUAAUGAAUAUAUUAUUUUUGUCAUCAAUGUCUGAACAUUUGAGGUGAUAUUCUCAUUCAGAAUUGGUAUUCAGACAGUUUAGCUUCGUGUCUGACAUAAGUACAGUCAUGAUAUGGUGGGUUUUUUAUCAUCUGUAAAAUGUCGUCUUUAUAUUAGGCUAUUGGUUCUACUGGUGCUGAAACAAUAGGUUUUUUAACCAUUGUACAAUGCUUAUUAAUUAUUCAGGUUUUUUUUUAAUGCAAGUCAUUUCAAAAUUGUUAAAUGAAGCUUGAUAAUCUUCAGUAUAUUUUCUUAUUGUUUUACUCCAGACUGUAUAGAACCUAGAAAUGUGUAGUUAUGUGGGAGGUACAUUAGUAUGAUGCUUUUAAUCAAAUACACCAAACCAUCAACUUUUUUUAUCUGUAUGGACCAAAUCUCUUCAUAAGAACUUCUGUUUAUAGAGUAUCAUUUAUAUGUUGGAUGUUGAAAUGAAACCAGAAGGUAUUAAAUUCCUAUUAAGCUUCAUAGAAAUUAGGAAGUUGUAGAAUACUGUAAUAUCUUGUGAUUUUAUUGAUAUUUUAUGUGAACUACAUUGUUUGUAUUUACAUUCCGAGAGUUAAUUUUGAUGAAACUAUCUUGCUUGUGUUUAUUUUAGGCUUGAGAAGGGGGCUGUGUUGGUUGAGUGGUAAAGGUAUCCUAACACUUUAUCACUAGCCCUCCACCUCUGGGUCACAAGUUUGAAACCCAUGUGGGGCAAUUGUCUGGUACUGACCGUAGGCCGAUAUUAUUUCUCCGCGUACUCCGGAUUUCCUCCAUCUUCAAAGCCUAGCACGUCAAUAUAGGCUUGGAUUCACUGUAAUGAAUAUAUCCGUUCAGAUAAUAUUACACAUUCCUCCCUAAGGCUGCGAUUCCUGCUAUUUAUAGGCCUGAUAUGGCCGACCUUUCACAGGGAUUUUUUACGCUGAAUGGUAUACAAAGGCCCAUUUUUUGCCUUCGUCUCAGAUUUUAUUUAAACUCUAUGUUUUGUAAUGUGUAUAAAUGUGUCGUGAUGGUAUACUGAUAUGUAAUUAAUCUGUGCACUUCUAAGUAUGGAAUAUUGGCCUUCUACAGCUUUUCACAUCUGAUGUGCUCUUUAUAUAUCAUAAAGUAUACGGCUAACCUCAUGAUGAUAUUUAAGGCUGUACCAUGUUGUUUAACAUUUACUUGAUUAUGAUACAUUGUACCCAUCCCGAGAUGAUCCUCUGUGUACAUGUCUCUGGUUAGCAGACUCUUAUCAAAACCAGGGUUGGACUAACAAAUGUUGUCUUACCUUGCUGUUGGAAAAUUAUAGGUGGGGUGAAUUGUCCUACACAGUUAAUUUGUCUGCAAUUUGAAUAGGGUAAAUGUUUUCAUUGAAGACAGAUCAUUGUAAGCUAGUCCGAGUUUAGUAGUGAGCAGUGUUUGUAUUGUAAACUGUCAGGUACAUCACAAUAAGUUUUUGACAUUCCAGAACCCAUCUAUUAAGUAAUAUAUAUAUCCUGUACAAAUAAGAUACAGUUUCUCUGCUCAGGAGUGUGAUGUCAAUAUGUUGUGUUACUUUUGUGUCAGAAAAGGUAACUUAUUGGCUAAAUAUGGAGAAGUGAUGAAACAACACUCAACUGUUCCUUUGAACUGAUGGCUGUUUAUCCUUUUAUCAUUUGGUUGCAGAGAGCUGAUGACAUGAGAAGCAUUUCGUUAUGUACUAAACCGGUAAAUUUACCGGUAUGUAUACUGUAAACUUAAUCCUUAUCAGCUUUCAGCAUGAUAACUGCAAAAAUAAGAUCACCACUAAAACAUGUGCGUUUACAGUAUAUAUACAAGUAACAUAAAGCUCAAUUAGAAUAAACAAUAACCCAGUA